UCCCCCACAAGCUCGUGGUGCUGGAUCCGCUCCAGCCCCGCCCAGCUCCGCGGCCGCCGCGGACGGGAGCCGACUGAGGUCAACUCAAGUCAUGCAGGUUGUAAGAAACGCUGGGUCCUGGCUCUUGCGGUCAUGGGCUUGGCCGCCUACGACCAGGAUCGUGGCCGGAGUGCCGGGCCCCACCAUCCACAUGAGCGCCCAACAGAUGCAGGACGCAGCGGCCAAGCAGGAGGUUGAGAAGGCGGAGACUCCGGCUCCAGCUCCGAGCCGCAGCAGCUUCAGCAUUUACCCUCCAGUUCCAGGACAGGAGAGCUCUCUGAGGUGGGCAGGAAAGAAAUUCGAGGAGAUCCCAAUCGCACACAUUAAAGCAUCCUACAACAACACACAGAUCCAGGUGGUCUCGGCUGCUCACCAGCCCCUUGCCCGUGCCUCUUGUGGCACAGAGGGGUUUCGGAAUGCCAAGAAGGGCACGGGCAUCGCAGCACAGACCGCGGGCAUAGCUGCCGCAGCAAAAGCUACGGGGAAAGGCGUGACCCAUGUCCGAGUUGUGGUCAAAGGUCUGGGGCCCGGACGCUUGUCUGCCAUCAAGGGCCUGACCAUGGGGGGCCUGGAAGUGAUCUCAAUCACAGACAACACCCCCAUCCCACACAACGGCUGCCGCCCCAGGAAGGCACGGAGGCUGUGAGGGCCAGGAAUCCUACACCCGCACCUGAUGUCAAGUCCUGCCUCCAGCUGGGCCUCGUGGGAAGCGCGCUGUCCAAACUCUCCAGGCAGGGCUUGUUGAGACCCUUGGACAGUAAGGAAGAGCUUCACUUCCUCACUCGGUGGCCUUUGCUUGUUCCUCUGACUGGAGAGCAGUGUGGCCAGAACUGAGGCCGUGCCUCUCUUGGACACAAGGGGAGUUAAAGGGCAGCUUGACCCAGAUUCCCGGCAGUAAAUGCUGCUUCUCUUCUGAAAAAAUAAAAUUAUUUCCACCAUCUGUAGUAAUUUGUGAAUUUUUGGUUUUGUUUUUUUUUUUGCUUCCAGCAUUACAGACCUAAACCUCCCCCCAGUUCCUGAAAACAAAACUGAAUUGAGGCGAGAACCUCAAUGGACGGAGUAAGAUGUAAAUAUGGGCAACUAAGCACCAGACACCUUCCUCUUUGGCUUCAAAUAUUUCCUCUUUAGCCCCUAAACCAAGGUUUCCAGAGCUCUUUAGCAACUUUUCUUAUUAAGUUGUAAUUUGACCCCAAAUUGAGAGGUUUUGCCCCCUUCCUCUGGAGUAUUCUGAUAGUAGGUUUCACUGUUAAUGGAAAUGUCUAAAGUUAGCCCUAACAAUACAGGAGAAUUGUCCUGGGAUCAGGUUUUCUUAAGCGUGAACCAUCAGCUCUGCUAAAUGGUCUGUGGUUACCUAAAUGGGAAGGAGAUCCAAUAAAAGAAGGAAUAUA
This is a messenger RNA of Dama dama (fallow deer), 1427 nucleotides long. It is a transcript of the gene MRPS11, whose product is annotated as mitochondrial ribosomal protein S11. The coding region runs from base 92 to 685 and encodes 197 amino acids. Gene Ontology annotation, biological process: maturation of SSU-rRNA from tricistronic rRNA transcript (SSU-rRNA, 5.8S rRNA, LSU-rRNA); translation; ribosomal small subunit assembly. Gene Ontology annotation, molecular function: structural constituent of ribosome; small ribosomal subunit rRNA binding; mRNA 5'-UTR binding. Gene Ontology annotation, cellular component: ribosome; mitochondrial small ribosomal subunit. The transcript is spliced from 6 exons. Lineage: Eukaryota; Metazoa; Chordata; Mammalia; Artiodactyla; Cervidae. The record is from RefSeq and is a predicted model, not a curated record.